CCUUUCUCAUCAUGUCUGAGCCUAUCAGGAAUAAGAAGGCCGACUUCCCGGUCGCCCCGACCCCGCAAAACACCCCAGCCAACAAUGCUCCCAUCUCCUCGCACGCCCAACAGCCCGGUGUCUCCAGCAUCAAGGAAGAAACCCUAGACAAUGCGACAGCCGCAUCCCUUUUCGCCCGCAACCCCGCCCUGGUAUCGAUGAUCCAGGGCAAGCUGGGCCAGCUCGUUGGUCGCUCAUCCGGCUACAUCGAGUCUCUUCCCCCAGUCGUCCGCCGCCGCGUCGCUGGCUUGAAGGGUGUCCAGAAGGAGCACUCCAAGCUGGAGGCACAGUUCCAGGAAGAGGUCCUGGAACUCGAGAAGAAGUACUUCGCUAAGUUCACGCCGCUGUACGAGCGUCGGGCCACAAUUAUUAACGGAGGCGUGGAGCCCACCGAGGCCGAGGUUGAGGCUGGCAAGGAAGACGAAGAGGAGGACGAGGAGAACAAUGACGCAGAGGAGAAGAAGGAGGCCGAGGGUGAGGCUAUGGCCGGUAUUCCCGAGUUCUGGCUGUCGGCUAUGAAGAACCAGAUUUCCCUUGCGGAAAUGAUCACUGAGCGGGAUGAGGAGGCCCUCAAACAACUCACCGACAUUCGCAUGGAGUACCUCGACCAACCCGGAUUCCGUUUGAUCUUCGAGUUCGCAGAGAAUGAGUUCUUCACCAACAAGACCAUCUCUAAGACUUACUACUACAAGGAUGAGAGUGGAUAUGGUGGUGACUUCAUCUACGACCACGCCGAGGGCUCCAAGAUUGACUGGAAGGCGGAGAAGGAUCUCACCUUGCGUCUCGAGAGCAAGAAGCAGCGAAACAAGAACACCAAGCAGACCCGCGUCGUCAAGAUCAGCGUGCCUACCGAGUCCUUCUUCAACUUCUUCUCCCCCCCGCAACCCCCGACCGACGACGAUGAGUCCGUUGCCAGUGAUAUCGAAGAGCGCCUGGAGCUGGAUUAUCAACUGGGUGAGGAUAUCAAGGAGAAGUUGAUUCCCCGUGCAAUCGACUGGUUCACCGGUGAGGCGCUUCAGUUCGAGGAGCUUGGUGACGACAUGGACCCCGAUGAGUUCGACGAUGAGGAUGACGAGGAUGAUGAGGAUGAGGAAGAUGAGGAUGAUGAGGACGAGCGGGGAUCGGACCGUGAUGUGGAGGACGACUCAGACGAAGAGGAUGGUACUUCUAAGCCCAAGAAGGAGGCCGCCGAGUGCAAGCAAAACUAG
Molecule: messenger RNA, 1247 nt
Organism: Penicillium longicatenatum
Lineage: Eukaryota; Fungi; Ascomycota; Eurotiomycetes; Eurotiales; Aspergillaceae
Gene: nap1
Product: histone chaperone NAP1
Exons: 5
Coding region: 12-1247 (411 amino acids)
Biological process (GO): nucleosome assembly
Cellular component (GO): chromatin; nucleus
Molecular function (GO): chromatin binding; histone binding
Source: RefSeq, a predicted model, not a curated record